AUUGUUGGGAAGGAAGAAUCAACAUUUGGAUGAAUUAGUACUGAAAAAGAUUACCUGGUAUGUUUGAUGCAAUGGGUGCUGCUGGAUCAGCAGAUGACAUUAAUGCUAUGGAAAUUCAUCACUGGUACACAAAGUUUAUGAAGGAAUGCCCAUCUGGACAGCUUUGCCUGCAUGAAUUUAAACAUGUCCUAGAUCUACAUGGACUUACUCCUGAAGCUAACAACUAUGUUGAACAAGUAUUUCACACAUUUGACAUGAAUAAGGACGGAUUUAUAGACUUCUUGGAGUUCAUAGCUGCAAUAAAUUUGGUUAUACGAGGAAAAAUUGACCAAAAAUUGAAAUGGUAUUUCAAGCUAUAUGAUGCUGAUGGAAAUGGAUGCAUUGACAAAAAAGAGCUAUUAAGCAUAUUCAGGGCAAUCCAGGCUAUUAAUGGCUACACCAACAUGAGUGCUGAAGAGUUCACAAACAUGAUAUUUCAGAAGAUAGAUGUGAACAAUGACGGGGAACUGACUUUAGAAGAGUUUAUCAAUGGUGUGGAAAAAGACGAGGACCUAAUGGAAUUAAUUACGAAAAGUUUUGACCUUUCCAACGUACUCAAAGUCAUACAGAACGGCAGGAGAAACAGCGUCUGAAGGAUCCAGUCAUGGAUGUGGUCUCUGUCUCAUAAUUUCAAGGAAGAUGAUAUUCAUUGUAUUCAGAGAGGCUGAUGUUGUCAAAGCCUGCCCAGGCAAUACUGAGCAGCCUUCUCCAGGAGCAACAAUUUUCAGUCUUUCUAUAUCUCAUUUUAUUUUCUUUAUUCUUUCCCUUGCUAAUGACUGUGGCAGCCACAGGAAAAAAAAAAAAACUGAAAAAACCCCAACAACUUAUGCCUGCAUAAAAUAGAAAAGAUACUUGAUGCUGUAAAAGUCUCUGUGAUCUAGAUCUCUAUGAACAUGUUGUGGUCAAAACCUGGCUGGCUAGCUGCUCACUCACUCCACUCUAGUGGGAUGGGAAAGAGAAUUGGAAGAGCAAAAGUGAGAUAACUUGUGGGCUGAGAUAAAGACAGUUUAAAAUGGAAAGAAAAUGCGAGCAGGCAAAGCAAAGCAAGGAAUUCAUUCAGCAUUUCCCACAGGCAGGAAGAUGUUCAAACAUCUCCAUGGAAAGCACGGAUCCAUCAAGCAUAAGGGUGACUUGAGAAGACAAAUGCUGUCACUUUGAACAUCCUCUCCCUUCCUUCUUCUCACCCAGCUUUACAUGCAGAACAUGACUCCACACAGUGUGGGACAUCCCUGUGGCCGUUUGGGGAUGGGCUGUCCUGGCUGUGUCCCCUCGCAGCUCCUUGGCACCCCCAGCCCACUCAGUGCUGGGUGGGGUGAGAGGCAGAAAAGGACUUGUCACUGUGCAAGUGCUUCUCAGCAGUAAUGAAAACAUCUUUGUGUUAUCAAUAUAGUUUUGGUCACAAAUCCAAAACACAGUCUCAUACCAGGUACUAUGAAGAAAAUUACCACUAUCCGAACUGAAAACAGCACAAUCUCUUCUGUUCAGACUAAUAGAUAAAAUAAUGGAAAUUAUGUAAACUGCAACUUUUCUAAAAGAUACAAAGUUAAUAAUUUUUUUCUUUUAAUAAUGUGUUCUUUAACCUACUAUCUAAAGUGUGGGCACAAACUUUUAGGUAGGACUGUGUUCUAUCCAGAUUAAUUAAGAACAAAGCCUGCUUUGUAUUAACCUAACAUUUGCUCUAAUCAGUACUCAAAAUUGGAUUAAGUUCUCUGGGAAACACUUCAGCUAGCUCAAUAUUCCCAAGAUGUGUAUCCUCCUUAACUCUCUACUACUCUUGAUUUUAUUACAUGUGUUAAUUAAAAUAAUGUGGUAUUUUGAUGUCUUUUCCAGGGCUCAGCCACUGUUCUUUUAAAUUAAGCUUUUAUUAAAAUGUUGGAAUUAAAUUUUGUUGUCUUUGUAAAGCAAAAUUAGAAGUUCAGAGAGUAGCAAAACUCAAAUCAUUUUGCAAGCGCUGCCAGAGAUUUGUGUCUUUUGAUUUUAUGUCCUCCCUUUGCAAAAAAAUUGUUUUUACUGGGCUCUUUGCCAGGGCUGUAUGAAACAAAAGGUAAGAGAUAUAGGGUCACUCGUACUUCUGCAAAACAGACUGCCUUUCCCUGACUAAUUUAGGUGUCUUUGCCCUUCCAAUUACCUCAGUGAAAGCUUUUAGCAAUGGAGUCUUUCUGAGAUUUCUACCUCCUGUCAAACUGGCUUGCAAUUGUCUCUGAAGGUGGUAGCCAGGACUGCAGGGAAGGCAUCUGCAGGUGGCAUGAUCACAUAUUCUUCAGUUUUUUUAGGAAAGCAGGCUCAAAGCACAACCUUACUUUGUAAAUAACAAGACUAAUUCUAUGAACUGUAAUGGAAUGG
Messenger RNA from Zonotrichia albicollis (white-throated sparrow), 2382 nucleotides. It is a transcript of the gene GUCA1C, whose product is annotated as guanylate cyclase activator 1C. Lineage: Eukaryota; Metazoa; Chordata; Aves; Passeriformes; Passerellidae. The record is from RefSeq and is a predicted model, not a curated record. Gene Ontology annotation, molecular function: calcium ion binding; calcium sensitive guanylate cyclase activator activity.